AUGUCAUUGUUUGGCAACUGCCAAAAAGAAAAGAAAGGAGAAAAAAAAACCCAUCAUCGAGGUAUUCCGCUGACAGGAGCCGGUGCCGUGGCAGUCCCGACCGGAGCGAUCCCACCCGCACGCUUUACAAUGGGAAACCUGCUGCUCUCCUCGGGUCUUUUCAGGACUGCAGCCAUGCCUGAACAAUUCGGUGAAGGGAAGAUCAUAGCCAGGAGGAUCAGCAGUGGCAUAACAUAUUACUGCGCUCCGUUCUCAGGGGCAGGGACCCACUCAUCGUGUUUUGCCAAAGACUCUGGAACAUCCACAGAUCCCCUUCCCAUUUCAGCUCCUUUACCCUCAUCUGAGCCCUGCAGCAACCCUUCCUCCUCCUCCUCCUCUUCCUCUGCCAAUCCCUCCUCCUCUCCAUUGCUUUCAGAUUCACCUUCACACACAUCAGAUUCUUCCUCCGCUUCUCGUCCCCUUCUUCUUUUCUUCUCAUGGCUCGGUGCCCAACCAAGCGCGGUGGCCAAGUACAGGAACCUUUACCUGGACCGUGGCAUGGAUGUCCUUGUGGUGCAGAGCAAUGUUAUGCACUUCCUGUGGCCUCGAUGGGGGCUCAACUACGGGUUGGAAGUUUUGAAGGUUCUGGAGGAGCCUCAGUUCUCGGGGAGGUCGGUGCUGGUUCAUGCCUCCUCCAUCGGUGGCUACACUUUCAGCCAGAUACUCACCCACAUCGCCCAGGGACAGACACGAUACGCAGGCCUGUCCCGUAGGGUGAUAGGGCAUAUCUAUGACAGCUUGGUGGUCGGCACUCUGGAGCACAUGGCGAUAGGCCUUGGCAAGACUCUGGUGCCACGUUUUGAGGGCCUCGUCAAAAACGGCGCCAUGCUUUACUUCUGGCUCUUCAAAACCCACACAGCAGACUUCUACGACAGCAGCAUCCAGAUAUUCCACAGCAGCCCAAUUACUGCUCCAGCACUCUUCUUCUCCAGUGAAAACGAUCCACUGUGCGACCAAGCUGUCAUGGAAAAGUGUAUUGACCACUGGAGGAAGCGGGGUGUGACCGUGGAGAGCAGGAAGUGGAAGGAGUCGAUUCACGCGGCCCACAUGCGAUGCCACCCAGAAGACUACCUCUCUACCCUGGAUAAAUUCUUAAACUCAGUGGCCAUUUCUCUCUGAAAGCAAAAACGCAAACUGUUGAGGGUGGGGUAAAAGAUUAGUCUGACUGAAUUUUAAAAUUUUAAACCGUAAAAAGAGAAAUGUAAAGAGAAUGCGCUUUGAGUAUUUUAUCUUGUAGCUUUGGCAUUAUUAAGUGUAAUUUAACAGACAUUGCAUUUUUCUCUCCUUUUAAAGCACUCUUAGUUGUUUGUUUGACUUUGUUGUUAAGGUUAAAUUUUAAGUGGUAUGCAAUAUUUAAUGAAUUACUGUGGAGGUUAUGUUCUGUGAUGCUUGUUUUGCACAGGAACUGUUGUUUCGCUUGAUCAGAUAUCUGGUUUCUGCACAUUAUGUGAAAUAAAACAGUUCAUAACAGCA
Scatophagus argus is the source of this 1512-nucleotide messenger RNA. RefSeq lists its product as uncharacterized. The record is from RefSeq and is a predicted model, not a curated record. Lineage: Eukaryota; Metazoa; Chordata; Actinopteri; Scatophagidae. Bases 1 to 1158 code for a protein of 385 amino acids. The transcript is spliced from 3 exons. Gene Ontology annotation, molecular function: serine hydrolase activity.